AUGCCUUCGAAGGCUCCCUCGACCAAACUAAACAUUGCAGUCGUCGGCUUGGGUAGAAUGGGCAAACGCCAUGCAAAGACCCUGAUGUAUCGCGUCCCUCACGCCAAUCUCGUCGCCGUCUGCUCGAACGAUGAGACUGAACUCAAGUGGGCUCGCGAGUUUUUCAAAGACAGCAACAUCGAAGUCUUUGCCUCUUUUGAUCAAAUGAUCGAGAAGGAAGGGCUUCAAGCUGUUUGGGUGUCUACCAGCACCAACGUUCAUGCUUCCAUGACUACUGCUUGUAUCAAUAAGAAUCUGCACGUUCUUUGCGAGAAGCCUGUCUCCCAGAAUUUGCAAGAGGCUCGUGAUGUAUGCGCCCUUGCAAAGCAAAACCCUCACCUCAAAGUCAUGGCCGGCUACUCCCGUCGUUUCGAUGCCUCUUACAGGUCCGCCAAAGCUCAGAUCACUUCCGGCAGUAUCGGCAAACCAUUCCUCGUACGCUCCCAAACCACCGAUCUCCUCGACACUACCGGUUUCUUCGUCCGCUAUGCAGCCAAAAACGGUGGCAUCUUCUACGACUGCGCAAUCCACGAUAUCGAUCUGACUUUGUGGUUGCUGGGAGAUGUCAAGCCCAAGGCCUGUUGGGCUGUGGGAACCAUCACCCAUCAUCCCGAAUUGAAAGAGCUCAAUGAUGUAGACAAUGGUGUUGGUGUUGUCGAGUACACUAAUGGAUGUCUUGGAUAUUACUACGUCAGCAGGACUCAAGCUCACGGUCAUGAUGUGUGCACCGAAGUCACCGGAUCGGCUGGGAAAUUAUCCAUCAAUGUGCAACCCCGCAGCGAUUUUGUCGAGUUGGCUUCAAGCAAUGGUAUCUCUCAUCAGGUGCAGCCGGAGUAUUGGGAGAGAUUCGAAGACGCGUUUGCCACCGAGGCCAUCGAAUUCUGCGAGAGUGUCUUGGAGGACAAAGAUGUUCCUGUGGCUUUGGACAUUGGGAUACAGAGUUUAGAGAUUGGCUUGGCUUUGCAGGAUGCUUUGCUCAGUGGUCAAGUCCAAAAGUUUGAUGAGGAGGGACAUCAGAUCAAGGCUUGA
Aureobasidium pullulans EXF-150 is the source of this 1068-nucleotide messenger RNA. RefSeq names its product NAD binding Rossmann fold oxidoreductase. The record is from RefSeq and is a predicted model, not a curated record. Gene Ontology annotation, biological process: NADPH regeneration. Gene Ontology annotation, cellular component: cytoplasm. Gene Ontology annotation, molecular function: nucleotide binding; oxidoreductase activity. The transcript has 2 exons. NCBI's taxonomy places the organism in Eukaryota, Fungi, Ascomycota, Dothideomycetes, Dothideales, Saccotheciaceae. Bases 1 to 1068 code for a protein of 355 amino acids.